AUGUCAACCGCUGUAAGAGUUGCUGCCAAGGUACAGCCUGCUGAGCAAGCUUUGAUCAUAUUCCAUGGUUUGGGUGAUUCAGGUAGUGGCUGGUCGUUCCUCGCAGACUUUCUUCAGAAGGAUCCUUCAUUCCAACAUACCAAGUUCAUAUUCCCCAAUGCACCCACCAUUCCAGUUACUGUCAAUUCUGGAAUGAGAAUGCCAGCAUGGUUCGAUAUCCUCGAAUGGUCUUUAUCUCCAUCAAGAGCUGAUGUUGAAGGUACAUUGAGGUCGCUCAAUGUAAUCCAAAAAUACGUUCAAGAACAGAUUGACGCGGGUAUCAAACCAGAGAAUAUCAUUGUAGGUGGAUUUUCUCAAGGUGCUGCCAUUUCUUUGGCAUCUUCGAUGACCUUACCAGUGAAGGUUGGCGGAUUCGUCGCUUUAUCUGGAUUCUGUUGCGCACCAUUUGAAGCUUUUCAAUCUUCGAGCAGCAAGAAUCUUGACACACCAAUCUUUCAUGGUCAUGGUGACGAUGAUCCGGUAGUGCCAUUACAAAGUGGGAAGGCAGCCAAGGAGUUUUAUACCAGUAAGUGUGGUAUGCAGAACUACGAUUUCAGAGUUUAUCGCGGUUUAGAGCAUUCUACAUCCCCAGAGGAGAUAUUCGACCUCAUUGAGUUCAUCAAGAAUGUCUUCAGCAUGAGCAGAUCUUAA
Molecule: messenger RNA, 690 nt
Organism: Torulaspora delbrueckii
Lineage: Eukaryota; Fungi; Ascomycota; Saccharomycetes; Saccharomycetales; Saccharomycetaceae
Gene: TML25
Product: palmitoyl-(protein) hydrolase
Exons: 1
Coding region: 1-690 (229 amino acids)
Biological process (GO): protein depalmitoylation
Cellular component (GO): cytoplasm
Molecular function (GO): palmitoyl-(protein) hydrolase activity; carboxylic ester hydrolase activity
Source: RefSeq, a predicted model, not a curated record